This is a messenger RNA of Toxorhynchites rutilus septentrionalis, 3318 nucleotides long. RefSeq lists its product as uncharacterized. The transcript has 5 exons. NCBI's taxonomy places the organism in Eukaryota, Metazoa, Arthropoda, Insecta, Diptera, Culicidae. The record is from RefSeq and is a predicted model, not a curated record. Gene Ontology annotation, molecular function: G protein-coupled receptor activity. Bases 1428 to 3095 code for a protein of 555 amino acids.
CUGUUUUGCUUAACAGGGGCGUCUUGCCCGGACUUCCCCUAUAUGAAGCGUAGAGGUUUAUCGAUCGCGAGAGGAAUAAUUUUAUUCAACCAAGGUCUGAACUCAUCACGAAUGUCCGUUAAAUGAUGAAAAAAUCGAAUUAAUCCACCUAGAAGUGAUAUCGUGCUUUUCAGCAGUGUAAACGGACAGAAUCUCAACUAUUUUGCUUUUGGUUCCAGUCAGCUUCUAAACAAUCCACAUUUAGAGAUUUGAUUUUCAUUUAUAGAUGCAGGGCAUUCCUUAGGAAUAGAUUAAACAGACUUUCCACAGUUCAUCUCACUCCCACUGGCAACUGUCCAUUUUACCCCACCAAUACAAUUAUUUCAAUAAUUUAAAUUUCACCAAUCAAAAAUUAAUUUACUUUUCCGUACAUAGCUAAUAUCGCUUCUCUGUUAACUCACAAUAUUCAUUGCCAUAGGGUGGCUUUAAUAUUAUAGAAUAUCAUGUGUAGGUGUUCUCAUUAACAGAAAUCGGAAAUGCAAAAUGUAACUAUACAAAUCAACUCCCUGUCCAUAUUACCCCCACUGUCUGUAUUACCCGCGGUUCCCCUAACCGUUAUCGUCCCGAUAAAACCCAAGUAAGGCCGAGCCAUGUUUACGACCCGCUGAUAACUUAAUCACGCCGCAAGACAUCCGCACGGAUCCCCAUCUCUGUUUGGCACUAACCCUCCCUUCCCUACCAUAUCAAGCAUCCCAGUUGGAGCGUGACGUAACGCUUCACACUAAAUUCAGCGACGAGACUUGCGCUUAUUCACUUACGCCAUACGAUCGCUCCUAGGUGUGUCUACGCCGUGGCUCCCAAUCGAAGCCCCGUUCGAUUGGUUCGAUUCGCAACAAUUUUUACGCUGAAUUCGAUAACUUUGGAGAAACUUGGAAGAUGUGUGUAAGUGUGUAAGCGCCAGAACGCAAACACAGGAGGAACAGAGCAACGCAAUUCGAUUAUCAUUUGUGGAGUGCGAACGGACGGACGGACGGACAGACAGACGUUCGCGCAAAGCAUAUCUACCUGUGGCGCAUUCCAGAGCGCGUGCGAUCAAGAUCGUGAGAGCGAAAAUAAGCGGGGAGAGCGGUAAGUCAGCUGUGUACCUGUUUGGCGCAGAGCUCCGAGGUCGCAGUCGUGGAUACCCAUUCUAGGGCUCGUUAUGAAAACAACGACUAAGACGAGCGCAACUUGUUCUGACGUCGCCGAAGUUUGGAACCGGCGCGACCUUAUAGCCUGUGCCAAUAAUAAUCGACUCAGAAUAUUACUCGUCGCGGAAGGUGUGUAGGUGAACAUCGUAUACGCGAGGUGUGUUGGUGCCUUAAUUGCACGGUUUUGUGACCAUUCAUUGUUGACAGUCAGAGGCAAAGGUCUACCGAAAGCUACUGCUGGCAGUGACAAGUUUCAAAAUGCAUUCACGUGCUCGGAUUAAAGUGUUGUUUCGGUUGAGUAUCUUAAUUAUACUUUCGUGUGGAGUUCGAAUGACGACUGGUGAAUCCCUGAAUGAAACUAGUAGUGAGGUGGAAAAUACCCUUGAAUCAUCAGAGCUGCCAGUGGUAAAUUCGACAGCACCCAGAAGUUCAUCUGAGUCCACCGAAAUGCCGGUGGUUGAAACUACGCAACCGGUGAUGAUGAUGGUGACACAGGAAAGCACCGAAACGGUGCCAACAACGACAACAACGACAUCAACAGCAUAUCCAAGCUCAAACGAAAUUCCACCGGAUAAAGGCCUCGAUAGAUCGCCAAAUUGUUCGCAGUUUCCGCUCUCAUCCCAACAACCGGUUUACGACAAAAACUCGCUGAUCAAUAAGUGCUGCCCGUUCGGGCAAAUAUUCCAGCAGGACGAUGAAGGACGAUUACGGUGUACCCCGGGUGAGCGCAAAAUCGACGUCGAAACCAUCUACGCCGUCUUCUACGGCGAUUCGGAAUGCAUAGAGGACAAAGAAAACAAACUGCACUUCAACUACGAUCCGAAUGAUUCGUGCUUGGGAAAUAAUAUGACGUUUCAGUAUAGCAAGGAGCAAGGCGACGAGUUGUUUGUGAUCCAGAAUGGAUCACUGCUGGUGCUGGAGAACGGUGGGUUUAUGUCCGUUUUUGAUCAGUACUGUAUUGAGGUGGAUACCAACUCAAGGCUUCUAGCGAAAGCUUGCGAUGACAUCGAACCUGUUGUUUUGAAGUCAACAGCGGCGUUGAUCUACGCCGGAAUGAUGAUGGCUUCGGUGGCAUUGCUGGUGACCUGCCUUGCUUACGCACUGAUUCCGAAGCUUAACGAUGUCUUCGGAUAUCUGUUGGCGGGUCAUUCAGGAACUUUUCUUGUGGGACUGAUCAUGAUGACUUUAGCCGUCUGUGGAGAUCGCUGUGUCGCUAGGGAAGAUGUUGCGGUUGUACAGAUCUUCGCACAAAUAUUCUUGAUGUCUUCGGUUUUUACUUUCCUGUUGAUGAACGUCUACAAUUAUGUCUAUGCCGCAUACUACCUUCCCAACGGAUUGGAAUUUGAUACCAAGAGCAAAAAAGAUGUGUUCAUUUUUCUAGGAGUGCUUUACACUAUCACCUUGUUACCUUUAUUUCUACCAUGGAAACAUUCCCUCAUAUUCCAUCUGAUACUGUACAUAUAUUAUUUGGCGAUAGCGACGGUGCUCUACCUUAGUCAUCGAGCCCUCCGAACGCUAGCCGAUAGCAAAUUUAUCAGAUUCACUGUAUCCAAUCAAAGUUACCACGAGUUGACCUACACGGAAGCGGUCAACGCUCAGCCACGACUGGACAGAGAAAGACUGAAAGAACUCAGCUCAGUGAAUCGCCUCUGCACAGUCGAGACUGUGUUCACCUUCAUUUGCUGGGUGCUGUUCAGUUCGCUACAGCGGAACACCGACAGUAAUACGCACGUCGACAUCUACCGGAUAUGUACAGCAUAUGCGAUAAUCUUCCAGGGGCUGCUAAUCGGUGUUCUCUUUGUGGGAGGACGAAAAAAGUGGACCAUCAUUCGGGAAUGCUGGCACAACUCGGGUUCCAUCGACCUGCGUGCUAUGGAAAUGGACCGCGAAAUGAAGACAUUGGAUCGGAAGACUCCCUUGCUGUGAUUAGGAAUUGUGAAGGACCAGAGGGGGGAUUAAGCAAAUAACCAACUAUUUAUUUAUUAACUGUAGCGUAAGACGUUUUGUCGUUGAUGUUUCACCAUUUGUAAAUGUAAGCAUGAGAACAACUAGGCUAGUUUUAUUAUGAAAACUUCUAGUCGGUAAGAAAUGCAAUCACUCGACUAAUGAAAUAAACCAAACAACUGUAUGACCAAACUGAAAGAACUGA